Messenger RNA from Podospora anserina S mat+, 2337 nucleotides. RefSeq lists its product as uncharacterized. Gene Ontology annotation, biological process: peptidyl-threonine phosphorylation; peptidyl-serine phosphorylation. Bases 1 to 2337 code for a protein of 778 amino acids. NCBI's taxonomy places the organism in Eukaryota, Fungi, Ascomycota, Sordariomycetes, Sordariales, Podosporaceae. Gene Ontology annotation, molecular function: protein serine/threonine kinase activity; ATP binding. The transcript has 3 exons. The record is from RefSeq and is a predicted model, not a curated record.
AUGAAACCUCAGACACCGGUAUUCAACAUGAAGGUCGACAACUCGAACAUGGAAUCUGAAGCUGCAUCACCCUCUGCCAAGACUCCUUCUCCAAGCAUUCAUCAAGCUUCUAGUCUCGCUUCCUCGGGGUACCACACCAGACAGUCGCCGCAUACGUCUGCAAACGAUGGUUCCAGAGACCAGAGCGAUCUUGCAACAGAAUACUCUGACACCGAGUCCAGCUCAGGCAGCAGUCUCGUAUCAUCAGAGGAAGAACACCUCCAGGAUAGAUCUAGGCGUCCUGUUGAACUUGGAGGUGGACUCGAUACACUAGUCACCAGUGAGCUGGAUCGAAAGGGUAUCAUCGACGAGUCAGACUCUGAGUUGUGGAAGGUGGAAGAGCGGACACCUUCAAACGGCCGGAAAUCACCCAGAGUCAACUACACAGCUCGUGCACCAUUCCGGGGGGACGGUGGCGUACCAAUAGUAGAUCUACACCACAAACCGGCCCAUGAAGUCGAACCGAGCGAGAUCACGGAUCUCGGUAACGGCCAAUACAUGCGCGAUCCAGAUAGGAAAUCUCGGUUUCUCCAGCGGCGAAAAAGUCGCAACCAUGCCAAAGACAGGAAGUCGCUCCAAACACAACUUUUUCAGUCUCUCCACCCGCUUGAUGACGAAGAGAAAGAAAAAGGGUUCAUACCUAUUGAUCUGUUACCUCUGCUCAUCACCGAAGAAUCUGUCUACAAGGAACUAUCAGGUCCCCUCCGAGAGACCCAUGAUGAGAAAACCAUCCGGAGAUACGCGCGCAAGAUUUGUGCCGAGACAACCGAGAAUUAUAUAGAGGGCGACAAGCCCAAAACAAAGACCAUAACGUUUCGUAAAGUCUUUGCGAUCCUGGUCCUUGUGGAGAAGUCUCCUUCUAUCACCAAGUUCCUCAAAGAAAACAUAAACGACUCGGAUUUGCCCUUGGUCAGAGUCAGCAACCCAAAGAGACCUGGCGAAUGCGAUUUACGUUGUUCGAGGGAGCGGGACAAACAGCUCAAGUGUUUCCGAGGGAGCUGGUCACCUCUACAGAUUCGGAAUUUCGCAUCGUGGCAAUUCGUCACUCUGGCCCCUUUUUUCGCCAAAAGCGAGCUGUACAAGGAAGUCGAGCACUACGUUCUACAGGACGGGAUCAUCAUGCCUUUUCUGACGGACCCGAACAAGCAAGCCAUAUCCAACGAUCCCUUUGUCGAGUGGGUUAAAGCGGGUCCUAAUAAAACACUGCAGUGUCCUCGAGAACCAUCAUGCAUCUGCACCUUCGCCAUCAAGCGUCUCCAUUCCCAAAAUAAAGAUCACUUCAAAAGAGAAGUUGACAUGCUGAAGAAGUUCAGCAACUUUGCACACCCACAUCUCAUAUCCUUACUAGCCACCUAUGAACAGCGAAACAGUUUCUUCCUGAUCUUCCCCUGCGCCAAAUCCGACCUACUUUCUUACUGGGAAAAGUUCGAGGCCAGACCGAAAAUGGACCACGGCACUGUGAAAUGGGUGGCACAUCAGUGCAAAGGAAUUGCAAGCGGUGUGUUGAAAAUUCACGAGUAUUCAAGCACCAACUCAAAGCUGGGCAACACCCUGAAGCCAGGUCCACGGGAACCAUUUGGCCAUCAUGGGGACAUCAAGCCACAGAAUGUGCUGGUCUUUUUAGACAAUGCUCAAGAUGGCCCAACUCAGGAUCAUUGUUCCACAUGGAAGAGUCGAGGCACCCUCAAGCUCACAGACUUUGGCCUGGCUUCCACAUCUUCUCAUCGCACCAUAUCCCGAAAGCCACUCUCUCAUGUCGGAAUGACCUACAACUAUCGAGCACCCGAGUGCGAUCUUCCUUCCAACCAAGAUCCAAAAGGCCGUCAGUACGAUAUGUGGACGCUUGGAUGUUUGUACCUAGAGUUUGUCACUUGGCUCAUGGGAGGGAAAAAGCUCCUCGACGAAUUCACACAGCUUAGAGCAGGGCCCUUUAGCGCUGAAAGUCUGAAGCACAGAACAAAACUGGACAUCUUGUACGGUGGUGGUCUCAUUCCACCUGAGAUCACCAGCGAUGCCUUCUUCAUGAUCGAGGAGGACCACAGCAUAGAAGGACAGAAAAGAGGGGGUCUCAAGGGAAUAGUCAAGCCGGCUGUCACCGAGAGACUACACGCCGACCCAGCAUGCACCGGGUUUUUGCAUGACUUCUUGGAUAUGAUACAAGAUGGACUACUGGUCGUCAAGCAGUGCGACCCAGGGAAGCUGGACAGGUACGAGAUUCAGCAGGUCUACGGCAAGCUCUGCAAGAUGGAGCAGGAGUGUGAGAAGUGGGAGUACAGCUGCGGACCAGCGUCGAGGUGA